Messenger RNA from Lucilia sericata (common green bottle fly), 2465 nucleotides. RefSeq names its product zinc finger protein 616-like. Gene Ontology annotation, molecular function: DNA-binding transcription factor activity; zinc ion binding; RNA polymerase II cis-regulatory region sequence-specific DNA binding. Gene Ontology annotation, biological process: regulation of transcription by RNA polymerase II. NCBI's taxonomy places the organism in Eukaryota, Metazoa, Arthropoda, Insecta, Diptera, Calliphoridae. The transcript has 4 exons. Bases 104 to 2311 code for a protein of 735 amino acids. The record is from RefSeq and is a predicted model, not a curated record. Gene Ontology annotation, cellular component: nucleus.
UUGUGACAUCACUAUUAAAAAAAAUAUAAGCGGCUGUAAACAUUGAAAUCGUGAAAAAUUAUUUUCAAUUAGAAAACGCCAAAAAUUAAAUAAAAAUACAAUUAUGAAACAACGAUGUCGUUGUUGUUUGAUAACAAAUUCCAAUGCCUACUAUGAUAUAUUCGAACAACAUAUAUCGGGAACGUCCUAUGCUGAGAACAUAUGCUUUUUAGCUGAAGUACAAAUUGAUCACGACGAUGGUUUACCCCAAGUGAUAUGUUCCAAUUGUUACAAUGAAGUCCAACGUAUCUAUGAGUUUAGCUUGAAUGUACGUCUAGCCGAUGAUAGGUUGAGGCAAGAAUUAGAAGGCGCUAAAAAUCAAAUGGUUGUGGAAGAGGAGGAGGAGGAACCAAUGGAAAAUGUUCAGGUGCUAGAAAAUGAAUAUUUUUCUUCCGUAGAUGAGAAUGGCAUGCAGGUGUGUGUUAUGGAAGAAAUAUUGGAACAGGAAAAUGAACAGGAUAAUGUGCUUAUAGUAGAGGAAAUUAAUGAUGUGGAUGAAAUGCAUAUGGUAGAAGAAAUCUUAGAAGCAAAAGAGCAGGAAACAAAUGAACAGUAUACAUACCAGCAAAAGGAAAACUUAUUAGUGGGACUAGCUCAAGUAGCGGCCACUCAGGAAAAUGUUAAUAUUACUGAUGAAAAUGAUGAAGACUAUCUAAUAGAAUAUGACCCCAAUGAAGUAAAUAAUUUUGUUCCUACGAAGUGGAAAUGUGGGGAAUGUAAAGUCAUUUUACGAGGCGAUGUAUCUUAUGAGGGUCAUAUGAAUAUACACAGACAAAUACGGCCACACAAGUGCAACGAAUGUCAGUCGGAGUACAGAUGUCGUACGGCCCUUAAACGGCAUAAAGAACUUAGACACACGCUGACCUUGAAAAAUGACAAUGCCGCUAAAAUAACUCGGCAAUGUCUGUUGUGUGAUAAACAAUUUUAUACGGAAAUUAUUUUUCAUCUGCAUCAAGCCAUUGUCCAUGAUGAGGGUAAUAAAUGUCCUUUGCGAUGUAAUCACACAAAUAUAGGAAAUAUAAGGGAACAUUUAGAGAGCAUACAUGAAAAAGAAUUAAAUGUAGCUGGAUAUAAUGAAACCACCCACCACAUAUUACAAUGCUUUAGAUGCUGUAAAACUUUUGAAAAUAUCGCUGAGUUAGAGAAUCAUGCCAAUUUGUGCCGAAAUAUGCUAGAAUCAUUGCAUUUACAAAAUGAGCCAUCGAUGAUGGAAAAUAAAAAUAAUAUAAAAAUCGUAAAAGUUGAAGAAGAUUCUGAUGUUUCAGUACAAUGUAAUAUUUGUCGCAAGAAAUUACUUAAGAAAAACUUGAAUAAACAUAUGGAACUUCAUAAACGAAAGGAGGAAGAAAACAAAGUUCUGAAUGAUACGAAACCAUAUCUGUGUGCCUUUUGUCAUUAUGCAUUUGAAACAAAAGAUGAUUUUGAAGAACAUUGUUCAACGGAAUGCAAAUCAAUGCUUAACAACUGCUCUGAAUCGCAAGAAGACAUUAACCUACCCACCAUACAUUCACAGGAUAGUGAAAUGAAAGUUCAUUCGCCAGAAAACUUUGACCAACCCACUAAACAUUCUCGGGAGAAUGAAAAGAAAGUUGAUUCGCAAGAAAACUUUAAACAAUCCACCAAACCUUCACAGGGUAAUAAAAACAAAGUUCAUUCGCAAGAAAACUUUAAACAUUUACGGGAUAGGGGAAAGAAUGUUCAUUCGCAAGAAAACUUCACUCACCCCACCGAAUGUGCGGUGAAAAAGGAUAGUGAAAAGAUUGUUCCUUCCAAAAAAUCUAAUUGCAUUUGUUAUGAGUGUGGUAAUACGUUUAGUGGCCGUGUGCAAUUAUCUGCCCAUAAAAGAUUACACAAAGAACGACCCUUUAAAUGUGAUCAAUGUGAUAAGGCCUAUCCCCGACAAGUAGAACUUGUUAUACAUAUGCGCAGCCAUACAGGAGAACAGCCCUAUGCCUGUCAUUUAUGUGACAAACGUUUCGCCAUUAAAGUUCGACUGACUUAUCACUUGCAAAAACAUGAGGGUAUUACGCAUGCCUGCAGCUAUUGUUCGGCGGUUUAUGAUAAUCGUAAUAAGCUUAAAGCGCAUCUAUUCAAACAUACUGGAAUGCCUUAUAAAUGUGAAUAUUGUCCGGAACUGGGGUUUGAUAGGAGAAUAAGGUUUGCCAAUCAUAUGAUACGAGUACAUCAGAAAUUUCUUACCCAAGAAGAAUUGGCAGAAAUUUUUGCUAAGAAUACGGGAAAAACUGUCCACUUUAAGAAUCCAACAAGCUAAGGAAGCAAAAGAAAACGUAAUCUGAGUAGUUUUCUAUAAUAAAGUUUGGUUAUAAAAAAAAAUAUUUUAGUUUUAAUACAAAUUAAAUUGUGAUAAAAAAAUGUUUGAUACAUUUUCUUUUAAAUAUAGAAAAUUUUCGAUUAUUUCUAGAAUA